AUGCAAAGACCUGCAGCCAAUAGCUUCACUAUCAUCUCCAUGUUUGUUUCGUUUGUAAGCUUAAUCUUUUCCACAAGCAUAAGCUUUACAACAGCUUUUGACUCUCCUUAUAAGCUCUCAAAGAUUUCUACCAAUGGCGUUGUUUUACCUCUACACCUCAGAGAGAAUUCUAUGAAAUCCCGUUUCAAUAUUGACGAUCACUCCCUUGUCUUAGCUCGCUUAGCGCGGGACAAGGCAAGGCUGCAACAGCUAACUUCCUCCUCUUCUUCUUCGCCAUCUUCUGCUUAUUCCACCAUCGUGAAGGUAUUUUCCGGCGAGUACGUUGUUCUGAUGAAUGUAGGCGAUCCACCACUGCAGUUGGACUUGCUCAUAGAUACAACUUCUUCUUUCACUUGGUGGCAGUGUCAACCAUGUGAGAUUUGCUACAAGCAACCGCUUCCGAACCCCAUUUACGAUCCUCGUAAUUCUUCCACUUUCCGACAAGUUGAUUGUAGGGCGCAAUAUUCAUCGGAAUGCGACCAUACUCAACCUGUAAUUGAGGGUUGCUAUUCAAGAUCCGAUAUGAGGUGCCGUUAUCGCAAUACCUACGAAAGCGGUUUCAUCACUGAAGGAACAAUGGGGACCGAGAUUUUGGCUGACUUCUAUCACCAAAACAUUACCAAUUCUCUAACUUUCGGUUGUGGAACUAAAAAUGUCGGCGGGACUCAUGAGUUUGCCGAUGCAUCUGGGAUUCUGGGAUUCUUCCCGGGUCGAUAUUCGUUUCCGAACUUGGUUCAUUGCAAUAGUAGCUUUUCCUUCUGUUUUCCGGGCUACUAUGAUGGUGGAAAAGGGCAGCUGUACCUGAACAUAACGACAACGACAAGGGUGGUUGCGAGAUUGUUAUUGGGUUACAUGAAGUCAUUUGGGUUGUACUACUUGGCAUUCAAUGGGAUCGAAAUGGAUGGUUUUACGAUCCCGAUUCCUCCGGAAUUCUGGCAGACUGAUGGAAAAGGUAAUGGCGGAGUAAUAAUCGAUAUGGCGACCAUAAUCACUAAGUUGCCGGAGAAAGCCUAUGCAAUUUUCAAAGACUAUUUCCUUAAAAGCACCGAUAAGUCAGUACCAGUUUUACCUGGUGAAGAAGGCUUGGAUACUUGUUUCAACUUGACGGGGCUAAGUGAUUGGAAGAUGCAAGGGCAUUACUUUCCUGAGGUGAAGUUGGUGUUCCAAAGUCGUCCAGAUCCAUUGGAUAUUAGCAACGAGCAGAUGAUAAUGGAUAUGGGAAAUGGGAAACACUGUCUUGCUGUUGCUCCAGGAGGGCCUACUACUAUCCUUGGAAGUUGGAUACUUCAGAGGACGCUUGUGGAGUUUGAUUUAAGUAACGCGCUUUUGAAAUUCGAUCCCCGGAGUUGUGAUCUACCCUUUUAA
Ziziphus jujuba (common jujube) is the source of this 1404-nucleotide messenger RNA. RefSeq names its product protein ASPARTIC PROTEASE IN GUARD CELL 2. Gene Ontology annotation, biological process: proteolysis. The record is from RefSeq and is a predicted model, not a curated record. Gene Ontology annotation, molecular function: aspartic-type endopeptidase activity. The transcript has a single exon. The coding region runs from base 1 to 1404 and encodes 467 amino acids. Lineage: Eukaryota; Viridiplantae; Streptophyta; Magnoliopsida; Rosales; Rhamnaceae.